GACGCUCUUCCGGCCCUGCGUCACGUGGCGGAAGCGGCGGGGCGCCUAAGAUGGCGGCGGCGUGAGUUGCAUGUUGUGGGGGCCGCCGGGAGGAGCCGGAGCCGCCGUUGCCGUUGCCGUUACCGCCGCCGCCGCCAUGGCGGUGACCGUGACGCUGAAGACGCUGCAGCAACAAACCUUCAAGAUCCGGAUGGAGCCGCACGAAACGGUGCGGGCGCUGAAGGAGAAGAUCGAGGCAGAGAAGGGCAGCGACGCCUUUCCUGUGGCCGGGCAGAAGCUCAUUUACGCUGGGAAGAUCCUGAGCGACGACGUCCCCAUCCGUGAGUACCGUAUUGAUGAGAAGAACUUCGUGGUUGUCAUGGUGACCAAGGCCAAGUCUUCGCUGGGCGCCGCAGCCCCCGAGGCCAGUGCCGGUGGCACCGCGGAGCCUCCCGCGGCACCAGGGCCCCCCCCGGCCGCCGACGCCAUCCCCCCGCCACCAGCCGCCCCCAGCGAGGAGACGCCAUCCCAGGACCUCCCUCCACUCACCCUCUCAGAGCCCCCAGCAGGCUCUGUUCCCCCCCCAGGUAGCGCGGGGCGCUCGGCCGACGCCGCCUCCACCCUCGUGACGGGCUCGGAGUACGAGACGAUGCUGACGGAGAUCAUGUCGAUGGGCUACGAGCGGGAGCGGGUGGUGGCCGCGCUGCGCGCCAGCUACAACAACCCCCACCGCGCCGUCGAGUACCUGCUGACGGGCAUCCCCGGCAGCCCCGAGCCCGAGCGCCCGCCCGUGCAGGAGAGUCGCCCCCCGGAGCAGCCAGCGCCAGAAGGAGAGAACCCCCUGGAAUUCUUGCGGGAGCAGCCCCAGUUCCAGAACAUGCGGCAGGUGAUCCAGCAGAACCCGGCCCUGCUGCCCGCCCUGCUCCAGCAGCUGGGCCAGGAGAACCCCCAGCUGCUCCAGCAAAUCAGCCAGCACCAGGAGCAGUUCAUCCAGAUGCUGAACGAGCCGCUGGGGGAACUGGGCGACCUGGAGGGGGAGAUGGGCGCCAUCGGGGACGAGUCCCCCCAGAUGAACUACAUCCAGGUGACGCCUCAGGAAAAAGAAGCCAUAGAAAGGUUGAAGGCGCUGGGCUUCCCCGAGAGCCUGGUGAUCCAGGCCUACUUCGCCUGCGAGAAGAACGAGAACCUGGCGGCCAACUUCCUGCUCAGCCAGAACUUCGACGACGACUGAGGGACCCGGGGGAGGACGCCCCUGGGGGGGGAACGGGGGGGCGCAUGGGGUCUGUGCUGCCCCUAGGGAGGGGGGGCUCCUGCUGCGGGGGGGGAGGGGAGGGGGGGGGCUGUGGCUCUGCCUUUUGGGGAGAGGCAGGACUGGGCCCCCCGUUGCGCCCCAAGGGAGCAGCGGCGAUCGGUGGAUCCCCCCCCCCGCCCCCCAACGCUGGGGGGGGGGGGGGGGGGGUUGCUCCACAAACCGCUUUCUCCUGUCCCGACCCCCCCCCCCCUCCCAACAGCCCCAACCCCCCCUGCUUCCCCCCCCCCCGCCCCCGCCUUCCCCCGUUUGGCCCUGGGGGGUGGGGGGCGGCGCCGCGGGAAGAACUACAAUUCGGGGGAAGAGAUUAAACACAGAAUUUUAACCCCA
Messenger RNA from Chroicocephalus ridibundus (black-headed gull), 1618 nucleotides. RefSeq names its product RAD23 homolog A, nucleotide excision repair protein (gene RAD23A). Gene Ontology annotation, biological process: nucleotide-excision repair; proteasome-mediated ubiquitin-dependent protein catabolic process. The coding region runs from base 71 to 1210 and encodes 379 amino acids. Gene Ontology annotation, cellular component: nucleoplasm; cytosol. The transcript is spliced from 9 exons. Gene Ontology annotation, molecular function: ubiquitin binding; damaged DNA binding; polyubiquitin modification-dependent protein binding. The record is from RefSeq and is a predicted model, not a curated record. NCBI's taxonomy places the organism in Eukaryota, Metazoa, Chordata, Aves, Charadriiformes, Laridae.